Messenger RNA from Eurytemora carolleeae, 766 nucleotides. RefSeq names its product dnaJ homolog subfamily C member 4. The record is from RefSeq and is a predicted model, not a curated record. The transcript is spliced from 9 exons. The coding region runs from base 61 to 705 and encodes 214 amino acids. Lineage: Eukaryota; Metazoa; Arthropoda; Copepoda; Calanoida; Temoridae.
AUAUUUGUCUAAUUUGCCGAAAUAUUUCAGAAAAUAUGCUUAAGCACUGAGAGAAAAAAGAUGGCAGUGGGUUGUUGGCCUGCCAGGAAGUUGUUAGGUUCUGGAAUAUAUUCUGUGAGAUGCUUACAUUGUGUUUUAUGUACGCGCUGUGUACAUACAUCUCUCCUGUACAUGUACAAGGAAGACUAUACUAAGCUAGGAAUACCAGAAAACUCUUCAAUAGAAGAAAUCAAAAGUGCAUAUUUUAAAAAAGCGAAGGAGUUGCACCCAGACUCCAGAACAGAUAACUUAAAUGAAGAAACAGACUUUAUUGAUUUGACAAAUGCUUACAAGAGAUUAGUGUACGAGUCUAAAUUUGGUACAGACAGCUUUAAUGUUACAGAUCCCAGGAAUGACCCUAGACGUCAGGAGUACUGGGAUAUUCGGAAAAGAACAAAAAGUACUAAAGAAAUAAAGGUUGAGGAAGAAAUUCUUCGGCAACGGAGGGAAAAGGAGAGAACAAUGCUGAGAAAAGCUUUCCUUGGUUUGAUGCUUGGUAUUUUCUUCGGAACUAUAUUUCCAGCACUAUUUAUCGGAGAGAAUGAUUAUAAGGAGGUUUGUACAUGUGAUAAAUGUUCCCUUCACAGAAUUCGAACCAAUCCAUCAACCAGGUUUAUGUUGCAAAAGAAUACCAGGGAUACAGCUCAUACAGCGCCAUCUUUAUAGAAAUAUGUUAGUUUAAAACCUUGUUAUCAUCUAUUAGUAAAAUAUAAAAUCUAUAAUUUAA